UCAUACCCUCCACCCCUGCCCCCUCGACGUUUGAGGAAUCCUCGGCCCACAUCCCUGCCUCUGCCAUCUCUACCUUCCUUUGAGCAUUCCCUCAUCCCUCUCUCCCUCCCUCCCCCUGUCCCUCCUAGACUGGACAAGCUGGAUGGAGAAAGCAGUUUUAAAGCAAAUGUCAAUGUUGUUUCCCUUAGUGUUGGAAAACUGGUCGACAUCAGCCAAGGUAUGGAAACCUACCAGAGACCAGUGACUUGUGGCAAAUGUUGUGCUACGCUAUCAUGCCUGAGCUCUAUACAGAAGGAUCGCGCAGGUGUGCGCAGCGACGACCUUUAUCUGCCAAACCUGAGCGAAGACGACUAUCAGAACCUGGAGGACACGCUGGUCAUUUUCUGUGUGGACAUUUCCGGCAGCAUGAGCGUCACUGCAGAGGUUGCAUCAAGCAGUGGCUCUACAGCGUAUAUAUCCAGACUAGAGGGUAUCCAGGAUGCCCUCCAGAGGACGCUAACAUCUAUACUCCGGCAGUCGCCUCACAGGAGAGUGGCACUGGUGACCUUCAAUGAUGAGGUUGUAAUAUACGGUGAUGGGACUGCUGCUCCUCUCACUCUCAGAGACUGGGCGUUGUUCGACUAUGACCAUAUAUGGCAACAAGCUGUAACGUACAGCAUCCCUCAUUGUAUCGCUGAGACAUACCAACAACUGAUAAAAAGAGUUAAAGACCUCAGAGAGCACGGGGCUACAUCUCUUGGUCCGGCAGCUUUAGCCUCCGUUGCUAUGGCAUCAAGGUACCCUGGCUCAAAGGUAAUUUUGUGCACGGAUGGAAAAGCUAACAUCGGGCUCGGUGAAAUGGAGCAGGAACCCAUUCUGUCUCCCUCUUUCCAACCUCCACAUUUCUAUAGAUACCUGGCUGUGCAGGCUGUGGGGAAAGGAGUCAUAAUAUCAAUAAUGACCUUUGAAGGAACAGAUUGUCGCUUGGCCGAUAUUGGUAGACUGGCUGAUGUCACAGGAGGACGGGUCAACAUUGUCAGUAUUGCUACAGUGGCAACAGAGAUCGAGUCAGUCUGUGCAGACAACGUCCUGGCAACUGAUGUCACAGCAACCCUGCUAGCCCCUGAUGGAGUAUAUUAUCCCUAUGAGGAUGAAAACAAUUACAGAGUGGUGAGAGAGAUAGGAAAUGUAACAAAAGGGCUCGAGAUAACCUUUCAAUUUGCUGUAAAACCAGAUUUUAGGGAAGCCUUUCUCCAGAAAGGAUCACUCCCAUUCCAACUUCAGCUGAGCUUCAAGACCAGAGACCAACAAAGAGUCACUCGCAUCAUCACAGAACAACGACCUGUAACAACUAACAGUCAAAUUCUUGUGGGUAAACUUAACAUGGCGGUAAUCGGCGUCCACUGUGCUCAGCUCUGUGCGAGCUUAACAAUGGAGGGUCGAGUGCAGGAAGCACAGAAGCAGCUAAAAGCACAACAAGACCUGCUCAAUCAAAUCAGUAAAUUAAGGCCAAUCCAAAAAGAAGAGAGCCUUUAUGGCAACUGGAUGGAAACAAUGACAACAAUAUGUGGAGACGUCGCAACAGAAUCCCAGAUUUUGUCUGAUGAUGCAGCUGAGGUGGUGUACCAGAUGAGGAGAGCCAGCUCCACCAGCAACAACUACUACAGCACCACAACUAAGACUAAGAAGACAAAGAGGAAGAAAAAGGCCUCCAUGGAAGCUUUU
Menidia menidia (Atlantic silverside) is the source of this 1704-nucleotide messenger RNA. The record is from the annotation of a GenBank genome assembly. Lineage: Eukaryota; Metazoa; Chordata; Actinopteri; Atheriniformes; Atherinopsidae.